GUCGAUGUUUGUUCAGUUUACAGAAGCAACAGUCUCAGCGCAUCUGUCAGAAGAUGGAAAAGAAAUCUCUCGCCAUUGUCCUAGCCGUGUGCCUGGUGGUGGCGGUGGCGCUUGCAGUUGGUCUGGGCAUCGGGCUGACGAGGAAGGCGACCAGCCAGAGGAAGGCAGUGGGGGACUCCUGCACCCCGGACAGUCCGCCUGUGGGCAGCGGCGGGCCGUACGGACAGGCUGCCGUGGCAGCGGACGCCGGGAAGUGCUCGGAGAUCGGCAAUGACAUUCUUGAGAAGGGCGGUUCGGCCGUGGACUCGGCCAUCGCCAGUCUCCUGUGUGUGGGGCUGCUGAACGCACACAGCAUGGGGAUCGGCGGGGGGUUCUUCAUGACCGUCUACAACAAGGAAACCAACACGGCACAAAUCAUCAACGCCAGAGAGACAGCCCCCGCCAGAGCCUCCGAAAACAUGUUCGCGUCGGCAUCAUCUACAACAGGCGGCCUUGCCGUCGCCGUGCCAGGUGAGAUCCGGGGUUACUGGGAGGCGCACCAGAGAUACGGGAAGCUACCGUGGAGAGACCUGUUCCAGCCGGCUAUACAGAUCGCGGAGGAGGGCCUCUGUAUCAGCAAUGCGAUGAACGUCGCUAUCGAAAGAAAUAAAGACUUGAUAGAGAGUCCAGACAGCCACAUGUGUGACGUCUUCUGUGACGAAAACAACAACGUUCUGGGGAAGAACCAGAUCAUGAAGCGGCCCCAGCUUGCAGAAACGCUCCGUGCGGUUGCCGAUGGAGGUGCAGACGCCUUCUACACGGGGGAGAUCGCCAGGAAUCUGGUGAACGACAUACAAGAAGCGAAUGGAAUCAUCACAGAGCAGGACCUCCGGGACUACCAGGUGGAAGUGACGUCACCUCUCAACAUCUCCCUGGCGGGAGGCCUGACCGUCUUGUCGCCUCCUCCUCCAGCAAGCGGACCCGUCUUAAGUCUCAUCCUCAACAUCUUAGACGGUUACGGUCUGAACGCCACCAGUGUAGACGGAGUUGAUAACCAGGUCCUGACGUACCACAGGAUUAUAGAAGCAUUCAAGUUUGCCUACGCCAAGAGAACGGAGCUGGGAGAUCCCAACUUUGUAGACAUCGACGAGCUGGUUAGAAACAUGACGUCCAGAGAUUUCGCGGACUCCCUGCGACUGAGGAUUACCGACGCCAUGACGCACAACUACACGUACUACGGGCCGUCCUUCGCGCUGUCACCUGACGGCGGCACGGCGCACCUGUCCGUCCUGGGGCCCAACGGCGACGCCGUGUCAGCAACCAGCACCGUCAACCUCUAUUUCGGCUCAAAGUUACGGUCUCCUUCAACUGGCGUCAUCCUGAACGACGAGAUGGACGAUUUCUCCUCCCCAAACAAAACCAACUCGUUCGGACUCCCGCCUUCUCCGGCGAACUUCAUCCGGCCCGGAAAGCGCCCCCUAUCGUCCAUGGUGCCCGUCAUCGUGCUGGACUCGAACAAUGACGUCAGACUUGUGGUCGGGGCUUCGGGAGGAACAAAAAUCACCACGGCAACGGCUUACGUGGCGAUGCAGCACCUGUGGUUCGGGCUGGACAUCGGGGACGCCGUGGAGAAACCCCGUCUGCAUCACCAGCUGAUCCCGGACCGAGUGGACAUAGAGACCAGCAGAAUGUUCACACCCGAGGCCGUCCUGGACGGACUCCGUCAGAAAGGUCACGAGAUCAACCCAGGGACCACCCCUGUUGGCUCGGCGAUUGUCCAGGCCGUGGCAAAGAUCGGGUCCGCCAUUACAGCCGCCUGUGACUCCCUCAAGGGCGGCUUCCCCGAUGGGUUUUAGCCUUCGUCAUGCUGUGGUAGCCAUUUGGUAGCCUGGCUGCAAUCCUAGUUGUAUGCUGGGGUUCCCAUACUCACUCCCAAAUAGCGUACAAUGUAUGAGGGCCCCGGUAUACAAAUAGGAUGGCACCCAGGCGAGCCAUUUGACACUGACUCUAGGAUUUGUUAUAGGGUUAGGAAAUAGGCAAAGGCUUAAGCACACGUUUCGACUGAAAUGCUUCCAUGCAGGGUUUAACCUGCUCCAUGCUAAAAUAUUCUAGAAGCCUGGUAACCCAGACCUAUUAUAGCUCCCAAGCCCUACAUCCUCUCCGCAAAUAUUUGCAACUAGAAUGUAGGACUCGGGAGCUAUAAUAGGUUUGGUAACCAGGCUAGCUAAAGUUGCCAUUUGGCGCUGAUUCUAGGCGUAUUGGUUUGAGCAUGGAGUUAGGUAGCAGGGAGAAGGUUAAAGUAACUAUGUUUCACCUUAGGGUCAUGCUAGAGUAGUCAUUUGUCACUGAUUCUAGGAUUUUUAUAGGGAUAGUCAGCAGGCAAAAGGUUAACGGCAAACUUGGUAAACUGAUAUGCAUCGCCGCAGCUAAGGGGUUUUAAGAUUAACAUUCAUUAUACUAAGGUAGCCAUUUGGCACCGAUUUUAGGACCUGUUAUAGUGUUAGGCAGCGAGCUUUAACUAAAAUGCUUAGUUAAAGCAAAACUAAAAUACUUCCACGCAGUAUUUUAACCUCCCCCAUGCUAAGGUUGUCAUUUGGCACCGAUUCUAGGAUUUUACGGGGCAGGGUAUCAGUGUGAAGUUAAGCUGCUAUGUUGAGUUAAAAAGGCUGUCUUUAAAUUUUUGUUCGUCAUUGCAUUUUGUAGGGGAGGCGAUAGGGGGAAGAAGCAAAUUUUCACGGAGUAAAAAACGUUCGUUGUAAAUCCUGUCAUUUUUUUGAUCACGAAAAUAUUUUUGUACUGUCAUAAAGUAUAGAUUUUUAACACACGGGGUGAAUUUUUUUGCCCGCGCGUGUACGGACCGUGUAUAAAAAGUUGUCAUAAAAAGUUGUUAACAUAAAACACAUAAAAAAAUUAAAUGAGCCCAAAGUGACACUAUUGUUCUCAGGGUUACCCAGUUUAUGGAUUUAUGGUUAAAUGUUUUACUUUGAUAAAACUAGUAGAUAUGUAUAGAUAGGAUAUUGGACUUUCCUGGAGGACCAAAUGCACUAGUUUUGAGGUUAUACUUUUUUAUACUUUGAUUACAUAUAGAAAACGAGGUUUACUCGUUUAAAGUUUGUGACUUUAGAAUUGUGAUUAUAUUUGAUUAUAAUCGUCAACUUUUUACUAAAAUCAGGCAAAUUCUGUGUACAAUUAUCCUAUAUUCGGUUUAUUGUCAGAAUUUGCAUAAAACCUAUGAAAUUCGCACAAUACGUAGAAAUUCAAUAGUUACUUAGUCUCUUGAUUACUACGUAAUAAAUUCCAUGGGGGCAGGGGUAUGCAUUGGUAUUGAGUAACUAUUAGCAAGAAAAAUAUGCAUACAAGUAUACUAUAUUCUGUUGAUUGUUGCAUAAAAUUGAUGAAAUAGUGGUUUUUAGACAGCUUUUUAUCACUGAUCACAAAAUAAAAUCAUCUG
Messenger RNA from Branchiostoma belcheri (Belcher's lancelet), 3430 nucleotides. Its product is annotated as gamma-glutamyltranspeptidase 1-like. Gene Ontology annotation, cellular component: plasma membrane. Gene Ontology annotation, molecular function: glutathione gamma-glutamate hydrolase. The record is from RefSeq and is a predicted model, not a curated record. The coding region runs from base 54 to 1835 and encodes 593 amino acids. Gene Ontology annotation, biological process: glutathione catabolic process. The transcript has 11 exons. NCBI's taxonomy places the organism in Eukaryota, Metazoa, Chordata, Leptocardii, Amphioxiformes, Branchiostomatidae.